Actinia tenebrosa (Australian red waratah sea anemone) is the source of this 1210-nucleotide messenger RNA. RefSeq names its product melatonin receptor type 1A-like. Gene Ontology annotation, cellular component: membrane. NCBI's taxonomy places the organism in Eukaryota, Metazoa, Cnidaria, Anthozoa, Actiniaria, Actiniidae. The record is from RefSeq and is a predicted model, not a curated record. Gene Ontology annotation, biological process: G protein-coupled receptor signaling pathway. Gene Ontology annotation, molecular function: G protein-coupled receptor activity.
AUGUCACAUAUACCAGAUUUGAACUCCAGCACCUAUGUCUCCCUAAGAACAAGAAAACAAGAAUUGAUUAUAAUCGAAACUUUUAUCUAUGCGUUUAUUGCCUCGGCAGCUGCUUUCGGCAAUUCCUUGGUUCUAUGGGUGGUUUACAAAAAUCCAACUCUACGAUCAAUACCAAACUAUUUUGUAGUCUCUCUGGCCUUCUCGGAUAUUGGUAUGGCAUUGCUUGGUACUCCGUGGUCUAUCGGUACGCUCGCAACAGGGAAUUGGCCCUUUAGUUUUGUUGCAUGUCAGUUCCAGGGAUACGUAGUGAUUUGGUUAGCCGUGGCGUCGUUGUUGAAUCUUAUGAUCAUGGCUUUCAAUAGAUACUGCCGCAUCGUAAACACAAGCUGGUACAGAAGAAUUUUCACCGCAAGAAGAACAAGAAUUUUGAUCUUCUCUGCUUACGCAAUCGCAUCCUUGGGACCGCUUCCUUAUGUUGUGGGAGGAAACAUCUUCGUAUUUCAACCAGGGAAGUUCUUCUGUUACCAGAAAUCCCUCCUAGAGUUUACUAUGCCAUUGAUGCUAAUAUUCAUCGCCAUCCCUACUGUUACUAUCAUCAUUUGCUAUCUCAAAGUCUUUCUAGCCUUGAGGAAACACCGAAAAAACCUGUUCAAACCAAACACUGACCUUGCUCAGACUCAUUGCCCAAGAAUUACAGUCGAAAACAUUCGAAUCACGAAAACUUUAUUUUCCACCGUUGUCGGGUACCUCUUAUGUUGGAUGCCUGUGUUGGUCGUCGAGUUCAUAGACCUAGCAAUUGGAUUUGGCAAGGAAAAUUUGCCACGCCAAGUUUACGUCAUGUUCACGAUGUGUGGUCUAUCCUCGUCGGCCAUUAACCCUAUUAUCUAUGGAGUUAUGAACAAAAAUUUUGCUAGAGAAUACAGGCGAGUAUUUGGAUGUGUCGCUCGGAGUAAUGAUACUAAUAAGGUCAAUCCGAUCCGAAUUGCGCCUCAACGUAAAGUACAGGACAACACAACCCUAUAAGUCCUUAAAAAUAGGGAAAGGAUGAAAAGUAUACAAUUACCAGCUCGGCUAUCUUAAAAGUUAUCGGUAAGAGCCGAGCACUUAAAAGCUGGUUUCCAAAGCUUAGUGGUUUUUGAACCUUAAUUUUUUUUUCGUGAUUAAAUAAAUUCGGCCUAAAACAGAAAGGGAAAACAAUGUUAAGCAGGCA